This is a messenger RNA of Anarrhichthys ocellatus (wolf-eel), 6195 nucleotides long. RefSeq names its product sodium-dependent neutral amino acid transporter SLC6A17-like. Gene Ontology annotation, cellular component: synaptic vesicle; plasma membrane. The coding region runs from base 220 to 2439 and encodes 739 amino acids. Gene Ontology annotation, biological process: L-leucine transport; glycine transport; proline transport. The record is from RefSeq and is a predicted model, not a curated record. Lineage: Eukaryota; Metazoa; Chordata; Actinopteri; Perciformes; Anarhichadidae. The transcript is spliced from 12 exons.
UGCGUCACGGUGCGCCCCGGACUCUCCACGCUGCAUGUUAAUUGUGGGCAGAGCAGCAUGUGAUCCUCCGUCCUCCAGUAGUCCUCCGAGCGCUCAGUCCACACCACACCGACACACAAGUACUGCCCGGCGGAUGUACUCAUGCUUCUCCACUUAUUUUCUGCGUUCAUAAUAAACCCUGGAUAUUGUUGAUCGCUGCUAAAGACUCACGCCUCCCUGAUGCCUAAGAACAUCAAGGUGACGCAGCGCGAGCAGAGCCAUGAGCACGUCACAGAGUCGGUGGCCGAUCUGCUCGCACACGAGGAGACGCUCGACUACAAGAACAGCUCCCUGAACGUUGGAGGGGAUGCCGGGAAAAAGGUCCCGCAGAUAGAGUUGCCUGAAAACGAUGGACGCCCAGCCUGGAACAGCAAACUGCAGUACAUCCUGGCACAGGUUGGCUUCUCUGUGGGCCUGGGCAACGUGUGGCGCUUCCCUUACCUGUGCCAGAAGAACGGAGGAGGUGCCUAUCUGGUUCCCUACUUCAUCCUCCUCCUCCUCAUUGGCAUCCCGCUCUUCUUCAUGGAGCUGGCUGUGGGUCAGAAGAUCCGGCGUGGGAGCAUCGGGGUCUGGAACUAUGUCUGUCCCAGUCUGGGCGGUAUAGGGGUGUCCAGUCUGAUGGUGUGUGGCUUUGUAGGUCUCUACUAUAAUGUGAUCAUCGGCUGGAGCAUCUUCUAUUUCUUCCAGUCCUUCCAGUAUCCUCUUCCAUGGAGCGAAUGUCCAAUCAGAAGGAACGGGACACUUGCCAUUCUGGAGCCGGAGUGCGAAAAAAGCUCGGCCACGACCUACUUCUGGUACCGUCAGACUCUGAACAUCACCAGCACCAUCGCAGAGAGCGGCGGCCUCAAUGUGAAAAUGACCCUGUCUCUACUGGUGGCCUGGAUCAUCGUCUGCCUCGCCGUCAUCAGAGGGAUCGCCUCCUCUGGGAAGGUGAUGUACUUCAGCUCUCUUUUCCCCUAUGUGGUGCUGUUCUGUUUUCUGAUCCGAGGUUUGAUGCUGAAGGGCUCAGUGGAUGGCAUCGCUCACAUGUUCACUCCCAAGUUGGAGAAGAUGCUGGAGCCGCAGGUGUGGAGGGAGGCGGCCACCCAGGUGUUCUUCGCCCUGGGGCUGGGGUUUGGAGGAGUCAUAGCCUUCUCCAGUUACAAUAAGAUUGAUAACAACUGUCAUUUUGAUGCAGUGCUCGUCUCUUUCAUCAACUUCGUCACUUCCAUUCUGGCCACGCUGGUAGUGUUCGCCGUGCUGGGCUUCAAGGCCAACAUCAUGAAUGAAAAGUGUAUCGUAGAGAAUUCAGAGAAGAUCCUGGGAUACCUCAACUCUAACGUCCUGAGCCACGAUCUCAUCCCUCCACAUGUAAACUUCUCCCAAAUCACCACAUCAGACUACGCUGAGAUGUACGGCGUCAUCAAGACAGUAAAAGAGGGCAGCUUCGCCCAGCUAGGUCUGGAGCCUUGUCUCCUGGAGGACGAGCUCAACAAGUCUGUUCAGGGCACCGGCCUAGCCUUUAUCGCCUUCACAGAGGCCAUGACCCAUUUCCCGGCGUCUCCGUUCUGGUCAGUAAUGUUCUUCUUCAUGCUCAUCAACCUCGGUCUGGGCAGCAUGAUCGGCACCAUGACCGGCAUCACCACACCUGUCCUCGACAGCUACAAGGUCCAGAAGGAGCUUUUCACAGUGUGUUGCUGCAUUGUGGCCUUCUUCUGUGGUCUGUUGUUUGUUCAACGCUCAGGGAAUUACUAUGUCACAAUGUUUGACGACUACUCUGCCGGACUGCCUCUCACAGUAGUGGUCAUCCUGGAGAAUGUGUCUGUCGCUUGGAUUUAUGGCACAAAAAGGUUCAUGCAGGAUCUGGAGGACAUGUUGGGUUUUCGACCAUGUAUAAUCUAUUUCUACCUGUGGAAGUACGUCUCCCCUCUGUGUCUCAUUGUGCUCAUCGCAGCCACUGUCGUAGAGAUGGCCAUCAGUCCACCAGGAUACAAUGCCUGGGUCGAAGAGCUGGCCCAGGAACGCUUCGAGAGUUAUCCUCCCUGGGCACUGGGCAUGUGCUUCUCUCUCAUCAUCGUGGCCAUGCUUCCUCUUCCUGUUGUCUACAUCGCCCGUCGCUUCAACCUAAUGUCAGACGGCUCCAACAAGCUGUCUGUCUCCUACCGUAAAACCAUGAUGAAGGACAUAUCCAACCUGGAGGAGCAGGACGAGUCCAGAUUCAUUCUCGGCGCCAAGCCCGGCGAGGCGCCACCAUCAGCGCCAGCAAGCAGGGCCUUCCUGACUCCAGGAGGCACCAAAACCCUGGACACCAACUCCCUGUCUCCAAACAUCUGCUACGGUACGAGUUACCAGAACGCUGCCAUCAGCCCCACCACACCGACUACACCGACCACGCCCGCCACACCAGAGUCUGACUCUUGACUGCUGUCCAAACAACACUCUGACACCCAGUCCUGUAGCACAGUUCACCGUCUAGCCAUGAAGUUUCUACCGAGGGUCACUGCAGAGCCGAGAAUCCCCACCACUGCCCUACUAACGCUACAAAACUGUAUGUAGCCGCCCAAUUUAUCUGAACACACUCUUCUCAAAAUAACACCAAGGAACCACCUGCAGCAGGAGGUUAAAAAAAAGACUAAAGUCACUCUUAACAGUAGAUCAAACAUAUCAGAAUGAGAUUUGUAUUUAUUCUGUAUAUAACAUCAAAGAGUUUAUUAAGAUAAAGUUCUGUGAUCUGCCUUAGUAUAAGGAUCCUCAGCAGACACAGCCCCCCCCCCAACACACACACACACACACACACACACACACACACACACACACACUCACGCAGUUUAAUGCACAUCCCCGUGGAUGAGUUCAGGGGAUCUGAAAGAAUGAAUGUAGAGGAGCCGGUGUGGUCCUGCUGGUUAAACUAUUUUUUUUCUGUACACUGGGCAAAGAGAGCCAAGAUGAAUGUGAGUUUAAUUAUUUUAUGGAUUAAAGCCUGUCCUCCCUAGUGGUACAGUGUGUCAAAGCCAUACAGUUCAAGUUCUUUUCUAUGAAGUAUUAUGCAGGGAUUUCAGUCAGUACAUACAUAAUGUCUACACAAGCACCUCUGUUCUGAUAUUUGAGCUGGAAAACACUUUUCACAGCGCAGAUCUGUUUUCAGGGCUCUGUGUAUUGUAAACUAUACUUAAGGCUGCUCUAAAGACAUCCAUUUAUGUCCAAUUCCCAUUUCCCUCUGUGUUUUGUGUGUAGCCAGUAUUGUAAACAGUGGUAUGCAGUAUAGUAAUAUGUAAAUGAUUUCAUCAUCCGUUACACAAACAUUAUAACUUGUAAAAAUCCCUCAUUUCAGUUUCUCCACCAAAGAGUACAUAGUAGACAACAAAACAUUUCAAAUCUAUAUAUUUAUGUUGCAGAAAAAACAGAAAAUACUGAAAAACAAGGCACUCGUUAUCAUACAGUAACAGAAAGCACAGCUUUUUCAUGAGAAUUUGAAACAAACGUUGAUUCCUCGCUUAAUGCAGUUUCUUCCUCCUAGGCCACAAAAGCACAAAAUAGAUUUCACACAAUUAUUGUGCACAAGUGAAUUACUAACCCUAAUUGUUGAUGUAUUGUUUUAAAGACUUAUGCACACCAGGAAUUAAUAUGUUCAGCUACAUAUAUUAACAUAUUAAGUCAGCAAUAAAUAUUUAUUUUAGAGCACAAACUUUCACUUUGGACCAAAAACAUAAUGAAUAAGAAAUAGGAAAAUCAGCAAUGGACCAAAAGAUUUAGGAACUGAAGGAACGAAAAUCCAAAUAAAGUAAUAAACUCAUCAAAUAACUUAGUAUGAACUUCUGUAAGCCUUGGACAAACUGUACAUACAUGCACAAACAACACAUUAAUGUACACAUCAAAUGCACACAGUUUCUGUAUAUGUGUGGAAUAAUGGACCUCAUUAAGUCUUAUUGAAACAGACAGACACCCCCACGUUUUCUUUGUGAUGUAGAUCUUUGACUCCUGGUUGAACUGAUUCAUUGUCGUACACACUGGUAGCAAAUAGUUGUGCAAAAACUGUCAACAAGUUCCCACUGAGCACACUCACGUUCCUGUUACAUGGAAGAGGAUACCUUUAUUUAUUUUUUUAUCACAAUAUUCAAAUCAAUGGCAUUAAGGAUUAAAUGGACUAUAUUUAUAUUCCUGUAUAUUUGCAUUGUAGAUGUGAUAAACAACAAAUAUUUAUCUUUUAAAAGUGACCAGUAUAUAUUUUCAUCUUCUGUGAUGGUUAUUUAAAUUGUAUAUCUAAAGACUUGUCUAUUUUCUAGUCUGUGUAGCUAUUUCUUUUUGUGCGAUGUGAAAAUGCUGCUGGGAGGUGAUGUGUGAUGUGAAGUGUAGUCUUUAUGGACAGCAGUAGCUGGUUGUCUGUUGUGUUCAUGAGAGCUGUGUGUUCUUCUGGCUGCAACUCCAUCACUUUAGCUUUAGCGGUCUGCUUGUUUUUAGCCACACUAGCACCACCUCCAGCAGGUCAAACUUUCCUCUUGAGCAACACACACAAUUCCUGUCUGCCUCAGAUAUAUUAAGAUGAAUGCUAAGAUAGCAUCAUGCUAAAUGUUAGCAAGCUGCUCUGCUAAUUGGGUGAAAAAGCGCUAACACGCUGUUACCUUUAGCCUGACAAGAUUAUUAGCAUACUAACUAACCUCGCAUGUUAAAUGUUUUGUUAAAUAUCACCAUGCUAACAAAUCCAUUAGUUACUAGCAUACAUGUCAAGAUGCUAACAAGCCUCGGCUCAAAUUUUGCAAAAACAGUAAAACUUCCUGUUAUUCAGACUUUGGAGUAUUACAAUUUAACCCCACUGUUUGGCUUAUAGUCAUUUAAAAAGCCUGAAUUAGCUGUUACAGUUUUGCAUAUUUGGGCAGUUCAUUAACAGGCAAUAUCAGACACAAACAAACAAUGUAGCUGUUAAGUUAGCUGAAUUUAUUCAAUCAGUGUUAAUAUUGAAAUUUGAUUUAAAUGUAACUGCCAGCCUGGCUUGCAGCCAUUUUGCCAAUAGUUUUGUUGUUAUUUUUUUUAAUCACUACUCCUGAUAUCUCGGACUUGGAAUAACUAACUUGGAAGAUGACAUGAAUCUUAAUUUCCAACUCGGUCGCUUUUUAUUAUGGUCUUAAUGAUAUGACGUGAACGCUGCAAGAGCACAGCUGAGCCCAACUUCAGCUGAGACUGAUGAAUCAGCGCUUUUAGACUGAAAGUUGAGCCAAAUCAGAAGGACCACAUUCAGACAUGUUUAUUUCGACAGAACAGCCAUUGUGUUAUGUGUUAUUUGUGUCCUUAUUUCUUCUGUCACAUUACUGGAGAUGGACUGAUACAUCGAGGCCCACAUGAGCACACAUCACGCUCAUGUCUUAACUUUGUAUGCAUCCAAAAUUCAAAACUGUCCUCAUUUUUUGCCCCUCUAGAGCUACAUUUCUUCCUUCAUCCAAUCAUCAGUUUUGUGUUCUGUGUGUAAAGAGCAUCCCUGUCUUACUGGCUAGUGUGGCUCUAAACUUAAAGUCUUGUUUUAUCUCGUCUUGUUUUAGUCAGUGUGAACCAGGCACUUCCUGCUGAGAGUGUGUCAAGUAGAGUUCUCUCCGUUGUUCAAGUCUGUAAAUAAUCUUGUGUAAUCAAGAUAGAUUUUACCCGUGUGAAGUAUAUCAUUGUCUCAAAAAGUAACUGUUUUAGCAGUAAAUGCAAUAUAAAGUAAUAAUGAAUGUGAUUAAUGCACUUUUUUUCACUCGGACUGCAAAAAACGUUAGGGUUUGUUUUGUUGUCCUCAUUGUGUAAAAGCAAUAUCAAGUUAUUAGACUGCAGAUCAAUUUAAGAUUGACACAUUAGUGUCAGAUAAUAGCAAUGAUUAGGAUCUGCCCCUUAUAGCCAAAGGGAUGUUACAACUUUUGCUUACAAGUGCUGGAGUGUGUGUGCGUAUGUAAAUAUAGUAAAUGUGUGUGUGUGUGUGUGUGUGUGUGUGUGAGUGUGAACUAUAUAUAUAUGUGUAUGUGUGUAGAUUCCUUCUUUUACCUGUGGGUGCAGGACCUAACUGAGCACACGUUUCAAGCACUGCCUGUACAGGAGACACGUUUAUAAAUGUCUCUUUAAAUUUCUCUGUCUCUCUUUCCUCAGUCAUCAUAUGAUUGUAUCAUAUUGACAAUUAUUGUAAAAAAUAUUAAUAAUAAAGUGUGGACAAGC